Microthlaspi erraticum is the source of this 1128-nucleotide messenger RNA. The record is from the annotation of a GenBank genome assembly. NCBI's taxonomy places the organism in Eukaryota, Viridiplantae, Streptophyta, Magnoliopsida, Brassicales, Brassicaceae.
AUGUCUUCUUCAAGGGACUCUAUCAUGAAUGCUUUUAGUAUGACCGGAGGAGAUGGAGAAAAUAGUUAUGCUAAAAAUUCUGAAUAUCAGAGAAAUGUUUUAUCUGAAACGCAAAUGAUGGUGGUGGAGAGCAUCAGAGAGAUGUUAAUGGAGUUACGGUUUCCUGAAUAUAUCAAAGCGGCUGACUUGGGAUGUUCUUCCGGACAGAACACGUUCUUGGCCAUGUCUGGAAUCGUCAACACAAUCAUAGAUUCUUACGAACAAAAAGGUCGAACUAGCUCGCCAGAGAUCGAUUGUUUUCUAAACGAUCUUUCAGAAAACGACUUCAACAUGACUUUCAAGUGGCUCCCUUCCUUCUACGACGGUCUUAAAGAAGACCUCAAAGGAAGGUGCUUCGUGUCGGGAACCCCAGGAUCCUUUUACUCGAGGCUUUUCCCAAGAAACUCUCUCCAUUUCGUCCAUUCGUCCUACAGUCUCCAUUGGCUCUCUAGGGUUCCUCAAGGGCUUAAGGAGGAAGAUAACAAGAGGAGUGUGUUUAUAAAUAGCUCAAGCCCUCUAAACGUAUACAAGAGUUACUUGGAACAGUUCCAAAAUGAUUUCUCCUUGUUUCUAAAAAUGCGUUCAGAAGAGAUGAUGCCUAAUGGACGUAUGGUUCUUGCUUUCAUUAGUAGAAACGCUUCCGAUCCUUUAUACAGAGACUGUUUUCACAUGUGGUCAGUGUUAUCUGAUUCUCUCCUCGACCUUGUUGCUGAGGGAGUAGUGAAGGAAUCAGAGGUGGAUGCAUUCAACAUGCCGUUCUAUGACCCAGAAGAAGGAGAGGUGAGGGAAGUGGUCGAAAGCGAGGGCUCCUUUGAGAUCAAUAAGAUCGAGACACGUGAGUUUCUUGUUCAUUACGCAAGUAGUGGUGAAGAUGUUGACUACGAAACAUCAGAUCGAUUCAAACAGUGGCAAGACAUCGCAAACAGCAUUAGAUGUAUCAGUGAAUCAAUUCUGGUUCCUCAUUUUGGAGAAACUAUUAUGGAUCGUUUGUUCCACAGGUACGCGAUCCAUGUUGCCAAGCAUUUGACUGUUUCAACUCCACACCCUAAAACGACAGUGAACCUCGUCGUUUCGCUGACUAGGAAAUAA